Exophiala bonariae is the source of this 1518-nucleotide messenger RNA. RefSeq lists its product as uncharacterized. The transcript has 5 exons. NCBI's taxonomy places the organism in Eukaryota, Fungi, Ascomycota, Eurotiomycetes, Chaetothyriales, Herpotrichiellaceae. The record is from RefSeq and is a predicted model, not a curated record. Gene Ontology annotation, molecular function: heme binding; oxidoreductase activity, acting on paired donors, with incorporation or reduction of molecular oxygen; monooxygenase activity. The coding region runs from base 1 to 1518 and encodes 505 amino acids.
AUGACUCGUUUUCCUGGACCAGUGCUUGCCAGAUGGACUGGAUGGUGGCUCAUAUGGCACGAGCUGAGUGGUAAUCGAGAGAAGGUCAUCGAUCAACUGCAUCGAACCUACGGACCAGUUGUGCAGAUAUCACCUAAACAGAUCUCUGUCAACAAUCAUGCUGGUUUUCAUGAGAUUUUCGCCAUGAAUCGACGCCUCGACCGUCCCCCUUUACUUCUUAUGCACAACUACGGCUCUGAGAAUAUGUUUUCGACCGUCGAUGGAAAUCUUCAUCAGCAAAGAAGACAACCCAUGAGGAACCUAUACGCCGUCCGAUCUAUCGAGUCCAGUGAUGUGCAACGUGUCUUUAAAUCUGCUCUUGAAGACUUCACUCAGUACAUAGACACCCACGUGACUCAGGAGAGAUCAAUCGACAUCUAUCUCUUGUUCCGAUAUUUGGGGUGUGAUAUCAUGAGUAGCAUUAUAUAUGGACCCAAGCACUCCCUUCGUCUCCUUCAUCAUGAACGCAACCGACAAGUAUUUGAGAAAGAUCUGAUAUGGAUUGACAAAAGGUUUAUGUGUCUGGCAACCUUAAUCAUUUUUCUGUUUCCGCGUCUAUCAGUCAUUCUACGAAGAAUUGGCUUGAUGCAAAAAUCAUUCGACGAAUCUCUCCCUGGUAAUUCAAAACUCAAGUGGACCGCAAGAGAAGCCAUGCAGGAUUGUCACCUUAAACAGACAUCGCCAGAGGGUCACCAGCUCGAAAGCCACGUGGAGAAGCUUUCAGCUCAUUACCAGCGUUUUGGAAAAUCCCAGGCCAUUCCAGAUGAAAAUUACAUCCUAAGUGACUCUCUUGAUCAUUUCACUGCAGCCUUGGAAGUGUACAACGAGGGUGGGCUGACACGGACUUCAGGAUUUUCCACGACCGCUGAUGCCCUUUCAGCGAUACUCUUCCAUCUAUCACAGCCAGCCAACUUUUCUCGGCAAGAGCGCCUCCGUACUGAGCUCAGGGAACACGCCAUCAGCAAUGACUCAAAUAUUACCGUGGAGCAAACAAAGAAGGUUGGCUUUCUCGAAUGCAUUAUCAAGGAGACGCUCCGUACGAAUCCACCCAUGCCAGUUUCUCUUGAGAGGACUGUACCUCUGAACCAUAGUAUUGAGAUUCAUGAAGGAACAAUCCAUGGUGGUACGCAAGUUGGUGCUCAAGCUUUCUCUAUCCAUCGCAACGAGACAGCAUUCCCCGAUCCGGAAGUUUGGAGACCUGAAAGGUGGGAUAUCCCGCAUAGUUCAGCAGCUUAUACUCUCAUGAGACGCCAUUUCUUCGCAUUUGGCGCUGGUCCCCGGAUGUGCAUCGGCAUGAACAUUGCCAUGACUCAAUUACGGCGUACUUUAGCAUUGGUCUACUCCCGAUAUCAGACAAGCCUCGGCCCUGAAUGGUUUGACAAAAGCGGAAAACUGAUCGACUUUGAGGAAAUGAGGAAAGUUGUUUUGCUUUCCGAUAAAUCGAACCAGAUGGUGCAAUUUGAGAAAGCCCAACCGUGA